Molecule: messenger RNA, 2202 nt
Organism: Paramacrobiotus metropolitanus
Lineage: Eukaryota; Metazoa; Tardigrada; Eutardigrada; Parachela; Macrobiotidae
Product: denticleless protein homolog A-like
Exons: 11
Coding region: 387-1988 (533 amino acids)
Biological process (GO): proteasome-mediated ubiquitin-dependent protein catabolic process
Cellular component (GO): nucleus
Molecular function (GO): protein-macromolecule adaptor activity; protein binding
Source: RefSeq, a predicted model, not a curated record
UCGGUUUUCCGUUCGAGUUAUUUUUAAUAGGACAUAUAAUAUUAGACGCUAAAUUUGUAAUUGUCUGCCACUCUUGUUUUUUAUUGGAAUAAUAAUCACAGGAAAACCUUCUUGGCCGAGCGUUAGGUGGUGUGCCAAAAUGUAACUUGUGCUAAUUGAGCUAAACUCGUCGUCGCAGGUUCUGGGAUUGUUUAUAUGAAGUUUAUUAUCAUAUUAUGUAUCUGUAUCAGUAUCACAUAUUUAAUUCUGAUUUCGUGGCUUUUAAGUCGUCUUUGCUAAAACGUUGAGGGCAUAUUCAAGUGUUCCUCGGGUUCUUACGAAGAAUUUGUUGUAUUGCUUAUUGAUGCCUCUCUCUUGGCACAUCUGGACGAGGCAUCGUAGACGAUAUGGAUUACUGGCUCAAAAUGAGUUCCCAACUGGAGAACGCUGGAAGAGGUGCGGGCACGGAGUUGUCUUCCUUUGGAACUAGAGCGUCAAUGUUUUCGCGAUCUCUGCACGAUGUUCUCAGCAGUGCAAUCGCAUUGGACGCCCGAUCAUUUGUCACUUAUUCUUUCGAGUCCAACAUUCCUAUAGAUCCGACUGUGAUCGCCUACCCCAACGAUUAUGGUCAUCCGUAUUUCCUGCUCGUGGCGGAUGAAGAAGGAGUACUGCAUUUUCGCAACACCAAAUCCGGUCCUCCUGUGAAUCUGGGCUCACUGAGGGUUCACCCGAACCAUGCGAUUUUGGAUGCUAAAUUUCGCCCGGGAUGCUCGAAUCUGCAGUGCAUUACGGCUUCCGGCGAUAUGACCUGCGCUCUUGUUGAUUGUUCGACGCAGCAGAAGGUGACGAGUUUUGUUGGACAUUUGCAGAAUGUUAGAUGUCUCAGCUGGCAGAAGGACACUCAGAACAAUGUGUUCAUUUCCGGUGGACGCGACGGUCACUGCAUGUUAUGGGAUCUUCGCUCUGGAGUGUUUUAUGGAAAUCACUAUCCAGUGGCGUAUUUGGUGAAUGCACACACUGACUUUGUGCCACGGCAGCGGAUUCCGUACCGGCGACUCUUCCGCGAAGCACCGGGAAAAUAUUCGGUUAAUGUGGAGAAGUUAAAUGCGGUAUACACAGCAUUACCGGAUGACCCUACAACCCAUCGCGCCAGUAUUACCGAUAUCGUCUUUCAAACUUCCUACACUUUCCUCACGUCUGGCACGGCCGACAGUUCCAUUCGUUUGUGGGAUUUGCGGAAGCUCAAGCCAAGCUCAGAGAAGCCACAGUCAGUAUUAACACUCAAGUCAGACUCUGGAUUGCCUUUUACUUCCUUAGCCCUUGAUGCUUCCCGGACGAAUUUGUAUGCCGCCUGUCGAGACGGAAUCGUGUAUCGCUUUGAUGUGGGUCCCAGAAUGCACGAGCAACCAACAGCACAAUACGCCGGCGCGGUCAUUUCAUCGUUUUAUACAAAGUGCACCCUUAGUCAAGAUGGAGAGUUGUUAGGCUGCGGAUCAGCUGGUGGAAAAGGAUAUGUGUUCCGGACUAGACAGCCAGAAGAAGCACCGGUGGUUUUGAACAGCGCUACCGAGGAUGAAGUCACAGAAGUGGCAUUUAACCACUGGGAUCCCUAUCAAGUUGUCACUGCCUCCACCCGUAUUCUUGUAUGGGAUGCAGGAGUGAAUGCCAACCGCUCAAGUCCUAACAUUGUUGCUGGGCUAGCCGAAAAGGAUCCUCGAGGUUUAGAAGAGCGCACACCAAAACGACCAUCGCGGGAUCGCACACCUGGAACCGCUGAUCCUCGGACACCCACCGUCUCUUCGUGGGUUCGGCGCCCCUCAUCACGCGAAAACGACGGCUCACCUACGCGUGCAGUGGGUUUAUCACCCAGGCCAAAUUCUUCGUUGGUAUUAAAGACGCCCAACAGUCAAGUGGUUCCACUGAGAAGGAAAAAGCGAUUAAGGAAUCUGACGCUGUCGCCCUAUCUGAAAGCGCGCCGGAAACCGCCGUCUCCUUCCAGUAAAACAUGAAACUCUUCCUUCGGAACCUUUCAAUAAAACUACCAAAAAUUGUUGUGAGAUGCACUCGGAUUUUCUGUACUCGUAGUCUUUUUCUAUGAUAGCAAAUGCUUAUACAAAUAUGAUUUUAUUGUGGUGGUGGUUUAUGCUGCAUUGCUUGCUUGUGCUCGGUCAGCUUGUGAGGUUCGUUGAUUCUAUGAUUUUAUUCUGCAGGUCAUAAACAUUG